AUGGAGAAAAAAAGGAGCAUAUUAAGCGGUGGUGGAAGUAUACUACUUCCACACGCUACCGUUGCAAACUUGGUUAACAUGGCGAAUGGCUUACAGAGGGUUAGAAUAGCCUUGUCUAUCAGAAGAUUAUUGAACGAUUAUUUAAGAUUUCUAGCUGCAAACGUUUGCUCCGUGCGUGCAUGGAUGGAGGUUUUUGAGGAAACCUUGGAGGUUUUCAGGAUCAAAACUCAAAUAAUUUUUGGAGAAACCUCCAUCCGGUUUCCUCAAAAACCUCCAUCCAUGAUUGGAAAGUUUUUAGGAAACCUCCAAUCAUGGAUGGAGGUUCUUAUACUAAGAUCAAAACCUCAAACAAUUUUUGGGAAAACCUCCAAAAUCUCCGUCCAGGAGGUUAAACCUUGGAGGUUUUCAGGUUCUUAUGCUAAGAUCAAAAUCUCAAACAAUUUAUGGAGGAAACUUCCGUUCAUGAUUGGAGUAUCGGAGGAUGAUUCAGACUUCGUUGAUUCUGAGAACAAUGUGGAGGAUGAAGAUGACACACUGUAUGAGCAAAACGUGACUGAUGGCAUCGAGAUCGGGUUGGAUGGCCACUAUCAAAUUCAAGAUGAAUGGGGAGAGAGCAAUGAUAUGGAAGUAGACGCCUUGGAAUAUCCGACAGAAGAGUUAUUGUCACAGUGCUCAUCAGAUGAAGAGAGUGGGUUUCGAUUUCCUCAAUUUUCUGCUAAGACCGAUAUGAAAAAUCCACAAUUUGUGGUAGGCCAGAUUUUUAGCUCAGUAGUUGAGUUCAAGAAGGCGGUUAGAACUUAUAGUGCAUUGAAUGGAUAUAAUGUGAAGUUUACGACAAACGAGGAGAGACGAGUACAAGGAGUGUGCAAAGUUGGGUGUGAAUGGAGAAUAUGGGCUUCUUCGUUUGACGACACUGACACAUUACAGUUCAAAGUGGACCCCGACUGGAAAACGAAGCUAAUUUUAGCAACAGUUAAAAAGGACCUACACAUAGAUAUAAGUAGAAAUGUUUCGUGGAAGAUGAAAAGAUAUGCUAGAGAAGUAUUAGUCGGGACCAUGCACGACCAGUUCGAACAAUUGAGGUCUUAUGCUGUUGACGUACUUCGAAUAAAUGCUGGUUCUACUGUCAUCAUAGCUUUGCAGCAACAAGUGUUUCAGGGGAUGUAUGUAUGCUUCAAUGGUUGUAAGAUGGGCUUUAGAAAUGGUUGUAGGAGGGUGGUUGGCAUUGAUGGUUGCCACUUACGAGGUUGCAUUGGAGGAAUUUUGCUGUCGGUAGUUAGCAUAGACGGUAACGAUUGUAUCUGCCCUAUUGCUUACGCGGUUGUUCAAAAGGAAAACACACCGACUUGGCGAUGGUUUAUGAUUUAUCUUAGGGAGGAUAUUGAAAUUGGAAAUGGCAGAGGGUGGACAUUGAUGACAAAUAGGCAGAAAGGUCUGCAAAAUGUGACAAAUGAGUUGUUUCCUGAGGCCGAGCAUCGAUUUUGUGUACGACACAUGUACACAAAUUUUUUCAAUGUGGGUUUCAAGGGAAAGACUCUAGAAAAUUAUCUUUGGCAUGCUGCAAAGUCAACCAUUAUCCCUGACUAUAAACAUUGGAUGCAACAAAUUUGUAAUAUCAGUGAGGACGCAUAUAAAUGGCUAAUGGAGAGGCCUCCUCAAGAAUGGAGUAGAUCAUACUUCUCUCUCCAUUCAAAGAGUGAUAUAUUAUUGAAUAACAUAUGUGAAGUGUUUAACAAGACCUUGAGGAGUGAAAACGAGAAAAUGAUUUUGAAGAUGCUCACUUCAAUGCAAUUGGUCUUCAUGAUAAGAAUUAGAAAGCAUGGAGAUACGAUGAUGAGGUGCAAUGGUAGGUUGUGUCCAAAAAUUAGAAAGAAGCUUAACAAGAAUGCUGACCGCUCACGUGAGUGCACCUUACACUUAUCUGACGGGCUGAAAUGGCAAGUUGAUUGUAGCUCCGGCACAUAUGUUGUCAAUCUACUAGAGCGGAGUUGUGUACGUAGGGAGUGGGAGCUUAUUGGCAUACCAUGCAUGCAUGCAAUUGCAGUGAUAAGAGAAUGUAGGAAUGAUCCAGAAGAAUGUGUUGACAGUUGCUAA
This is a messenger RNA of Olea europaea var. sylvestris, 2094 nucleotides long. RefSeq lists its product as uncharacterized. Gene Ontology annotation, molecular function: zinc ion binding. Bases 1 to 2094 code for a protein of 697 amino acids. The record is from RefSeq and is a predicted model, not a curated record. NCBI's taxonomy places the organism in Eukaryota, Viridiplantae, Streptophyta, Magnoliopsida, Lamiales, Oleaceae. The transcript is spliced from 9 exons.